Nylanderia fulva is the source of this 774-nucleotide messenger RNA. The record is from RefSeq and is a predicted model, not a curated record. Lineage: Eukaryota; Metazoa; Arthropoda; Insecta; Hymenoptera; Formicidae.
AUGGCGGGUGCCACUGCAACCGAAGAUGGGGGAUCUGCCGAGGACGCGGGUCACACCAAGUCGACCCUUCCUUACACCGGCGUGGACCUCGCUGGCCCGCUCUUCAGGGCGGCGAGCGGCGAAGUCCACGCCCUCGUUGGCCGCCUAGCAGACGAGGGAGUUCGGUGGGUCUUCAAUCCACCGUCGGCUCCCCAUUUCGGCGGCCUGUGGGAGGCGGCUGUCAAGGCCGUCAAACAUCACCUGCGGCGCACCAUCGGAGAGGCUAAGCUCACCUUCGAAGAGCUGUCCACGCUCCUCGCGGAGGUCGAAGCCUGCCUAAACUCAAAGCCCCUCGGGGCCUUGUCGGAUGAUCCAGACGACCUUGACGCCCUGACGCCGGGGCACUUCCUGGUGGGAGGGCCUCUCCUCAGCAUCCCGGAGCCGUCCCUCUUGGACGCCCCUACUAACCGUCUGAACCGGUGGCGACUUCUGCAGCAGAUGCGGGACCAUCUCUGGCAGCGAUGGACCCGCGAAUACCUGCAGGGACUCACACCACGGCCCAAGUGGUGGACCUCCCGGGGAAACCUCUGCGAAGGUCAGCUGUGCCUCAUCAAAGGAGAGAGCACCCCGCCGUGCCGGUGGCCGCUCGCCCGAGUUACGCGCUUACACCCAGGCGAGGAUGGCCAAGUGCGCGUGGUGGACGUCCGCACCACCGUCGGUGAACUGACCCGGCCAGUGGUCAAGCUGGUUCCACUGCCGACGGUAGCCGCCGUGGAGUCCGGGACCCCCGCGUAA